AUGCUUAUUUUUACGCCCAUAGAUAGAGUUUCUCAAGACCGGGAAGAGUCGGUUUAGAGGACAGGAGAGAAGCUUACUAAACAGGAAACCUAGCACAAAAAACUAGGGGUGAUAAAAGAAGUUACGUAAGGAAGACGUAGAUUAAACAUAUUGUGAAGACCAGACACAGGAAAGAGAGAACGCAGUGGAGUUUUUUUUUUUGACUUGACGACAAGGAAAAGUAAGAGACAGCCGUUCGGAUAACGAGCUCAUCUCACCCCAGAUGGGGGUGUAAAAUGGAAACGAUCGUCUGUGUCCAGAAGCGGAGCGCCGCGGCACCAUGAAGAAAGACAUGAGUUUAAACCUGGACGACCAAAACAGCUCUAACCUCAAACCGGACUUACGGGACGCUGAAGGAAUACUCAGCUCCCAGGACCUGGGACUCCUAAAACUCGCCUCGCCUGAGCUGGAGCGGCUGAUCAUCCAGUCCAACGGUAUGGUCACGACGACCCCGACCUCUCAAUUCGUUUACCCGAAACCGGUGAGCGACGAGCAGGAAUUCGCCGAGGGUUUUGUGAAAGCCCUGGAGGACCUCCACAAGCAGAACCAGCUGAACGGCGGCGCUGCGACUCUGAACCGCCUCGCAACAGGCGCUGCUCUCGCCUUACCGUCCGACCUUCCGGUCUACACGAACUUGAGCACAUAUGGAGGCGGCGCGCUGGGCACAGCUGUGAACUACUCCACGGACACGAUCCCCUUCCCACCGCCACCUUCAGCGUCGUCCUCUUCGUCGUCGUCGUCGUCGUCAUCGUCGUCAUCGUCGCACGCGAGCACGCCGAACGCGCAGCCCACGCAGGCCGCGCACUCGCGCAUACGCUCGCCCAAGGACGAGCCGCAGACCGUCCCCGACGUGCAGAGCUUCGGCGACAGUCCGCCUCUGUCACCUAUCGACAUGGACACUCAGGAGCGCAUCAAGGCGGAGCGCAAGAAGCUGCGCAACCGCAUCGCGGCCUCCAAGUGCCGCAAGAGGAAGCUGGAGCGGAUCUCGCGCCUGGAGGACAAAGUCAAGACGCUCAAGACGCAGAACAGCGAGCUCGCGUCGACCGCCAGCGUGCUGCGCGAGCAGGUCGCGCAGCUGAAACAGCGGGUCAUGAACCACGUGAACAACGGCUGCCAGCUGCUGCCCACCCAGGUGCAGGCGUACUGAGGAUUCACUUUCUCCAGAACUGUGCCAAAAGAGCGGACACUGAUUUUGGGUGCUCAUGUAUAUAUGCACACACACACACACACACACACACACACACACACACACAUAUAUAUAUACAUACAUGUUUACACCGUUUUGUAGCAAAUGAACUAUUUGGGAACUAAACCUUUCUGUGGACCUUUGCUUACCUGCAGAGUUCAUUUCCUGUAUGCAUCAAAUAAAAACAUGGCGUAAGAUAAAAAAAAAAAGAGUUUAGUUGAUUCAGGUGAUGUUAUAUGGUUUCAACUAAACAGCAGGAAGGUAGGCCUAAAUCUGUCUUACUGACUGCAAGUCUAUGACAAUUGCAUUUACACUACUACGUGUCAUAGGUCUCAGACUCUGGGCCUAGUUACCUGAGACAGAAGACUUAAAGCAGCAGCAGUGUUUUGCAUGAUAACGAGACAAACUCAAUGAGUGCAACCAAACACAGAUGUCGUGCAUGCACACUUCAUGUGUAAAGCCUUAAUUGUGUACAAACACUUACUAACCAAUGACCUUAUCUAAUUUAUAUUACAGCUAUUCACACCUUGUCUUAUUUCUUGUCCUUGUGACUUGUCGUUGAUUUCCCUGUUUAUUUGUCACAUGUCAGAGUAUCGCCUUCAAGAUUUCUUGAAUUAUUGUCUAAUAAAAAGGAUCUUGUAUUUGC
Hemibagrus wyckioides is the source of this 1871-nucleotide messenger RNA. It is a transcript of the gene jund, whose product is annotated as JunD proto-oncogene, AP-1 transcription factor subunit. Gene Ontology annotation, molecular function: DNA-binding transcription factor activity, RNA polymerase II-specific; RNA polymerase II cis-regulatory region sequence-specific DNA binding; transcription factor binding. Lineage: Eukaryota; Metazoa; Chordata; Actinopteri; Siluriformes; Bagridae. The record is from RefSeq and is a predicted model, not a curated record. Gene Ontology annotation, biological process: regulation of transcription by RNA polymerase II; regulation of cell population proliferation; regulation of cell cycle. Gene Ontology annotation, cellular component: transcription regulator complex. The transcript has a single exon. The coding region runs from base 320 to 1186 and encodes 288 amino acids.